Messenger RNA from Austrofundulus limnaeus, 3262 nucleotides. It is a transcript of the gene col9a3, whose product is annotated as collagen, type IX, alpha 3. NCBI's taxonomy places the organism in Eukaryota, Metazoa, Chordata, Actinopteri, Cyprinodontiformes, Rivulidae. The transcript is spliced from 32 exons. The record is from RefSeq and is a predicted model, not a curated record. Bases 326 to 2362 code for a protein of 678 amino acids.
UUCUUUCUUUAAUCUGUUUUUAAUUGGUCCGUUUCUUAAACACUUAUUAGCUCUGCCCACUUUCUUGGAGUCCGAAGCUGCUCUCCCCUCUGCACACAGCCUCCUCCACCAUCCUCACCCCCACUCUGUGUGCCGAGCGCUCAUCUGAGUUCAGCCCCUUCUGCUGAAGACUACCUGGGAAGGGAAGAGAGAGGCAUUCAGGGGGCUGCGCGCUGUGAGGCAAGGCAAAGGAAGCGGACGCCGGAAGGGGGUGGGAAGCGAGACAGGGACUGGACGUGGAACUGGGGAUUUUGGUCCUUGUUGCUUCGUAAAACAUUCGGGAGCGAUGACGGCGUUCCCUGCUCUUUGGCUGCUCUUGGUGUGCCAGCUUUUGUCAUCCUCCUCAGCUCAGAGACCCGGCCCCAGAGGGCCCCCAGGGUCACCCGGAUCCCCAGGGCAACCAGGAAGAGAUGGGACUGAUGGAAAAAAUGGACCCGCUGGACUGCCGGGGAAACCUGGUCCCAAAGGAAAAGCAGGAAUACCAGGAGCAGCAGGAAAACCGGGCCUGCCGGGACUUCCAGGGAUUGAUGGUUUAACCGGUCCUGACGGUCCUGCUGGCAGAGAUGGACCCCCGGGGGAGGCAGGUGAAGCAGGGCCUCCUGGACCACCUGGACCUCCUGGCAGAGGGAGACCAGGAGCUCCAGGACUACCUGGAACCAACGGGUUGCCGGGAGGAGUUGGACCCCAGGGUCCUGUGGGUGCUGAAGGUCUUCCAGGACUUCCAGGACCUCCUGGCCCUGAUGGGCCCCCUGGGCCUCCUGGUACACUUCAGGAUCUUAAUGGGGAACUUCUGUGUCCUGCAAUCUGCCCCCCUGGUCCUCCUGGUCCACCUGGGAUGCCAGGUUUCAAGGGACACACAGGACACAAAGGAGACAAGGGGGAGCAGGGAAAAGAUGGAGAGAAGGGGGACCCUGGUCCACCAGGACCAACAGGUGUACCAGGCACUGUGGGUCUGCAGGGCCCACGUGGUCUGAGAGGUUUACCAGGAACAAUGGGACCUGUAGGCGACAGAGGCCUGCCUGGCUUCAGAGGCAAGCCCGGCAUUGCGGGCAUCAUUGGCAAGACAGGUGAUGUUGGUGAAAAAGGACCGCAUGGAUUCAGAGGACCUAAAGGAGAAAUCGGUAAAACUGGUCCCAAAGGAGCUCCUGGGGGACCAGGACCCAAAGGAGAUCCUGGUAUGCCUGGGAGAGAUGGCAAAGAUGGGACGCCAGGGUUGGAUGGUGAGAAGGGUGAUCCUGGACGUCAUGGAGUAGUAGGAGAAAAAGGACCAAAUGGACUUCCUGGUCUACAAGGAAAAGCUGGUGAAAAGGGGUCUAAAGGAGAAGUGGGUGAUCCAGGGAAGCCUGGAGAGACGGGACCCUCUGGAGAGCCAGGUAUUCCUGGUGAGAUUGGCGUCCCGGGGGAGAGGGGGUUAGCAGGACCCAGAGGAGUGGCGGGAGGUAUCGGACUGGCGGGCAAUCCUGGUCCGCUUGGAGUGAAAGGCUUCCAGGGAGUCAGUGGAGGUUUAGGCGAGCCAGGUCUCCCAGGGCCAACGGGACUCCGUGGAGAGUUUGGUGACAGAGGUCCAGUUGGAGCUUCGGGACCUAAAGGAGACAUGGGUGUGGCAGGAAGUGAUGGUUUACCAGGAGAGAACGGAGAGGCUGGUCCAUUUGGACCAGUUGGACAAAAAGGAGAGCCAGGGAAGCAGGGGGAGCUGGGGCCAAAGGGUGUGACGGGCCCACAAGGUGAACUCGGGCCAAGAGGGGGUCCAGGGAAACAGGGACCAAUGGGCUUCCAAGGGGAACAGGGUCUGCCAGGAAUUGCAGGAAAGACAGGAGUACCUGGUAAAUUGGCGAGUGAACAGCACAUCAGAGAGUUGUGUGGUUCAAUGAUCGAUGACCAGAUCGCACAGCUGGCUGCAAACCUUAGAAGGCCUCUGGCACCUGGAAUGGUGGGCCGCCCCGGCCCUGCAGGGCCUCCAGGACAGCCAGGAGUUGCAGGUUCUAUUGGACAUCCAGGCACUCGAGGACCACCAGGGUACAGGGGCCUCCCAGGAGAGCUGGGAGAUCCUGGUCCCAGAGGUGAUGUUGGUGAGCCUGGUGACAAGGGACCCAUUGGCAAAGCCAUUGAUGGACCCACUGGAGACCAAGGACACCAAGGUCUGCCCGGAGUCGCUGGAAUUGCCAAAGAUGGUCGUGACGGAUCUCCCGGAGAUCCGGGUGAGCCUGGAGAGCCAGGAAGGGUAGGUAGGACUGGGCACCAUGGACCUCCUGGGAUCUGUGAUACAUCAGCCUGCCAGGGAGCGUCAGUCGCUGGCAAAUCCUCCAACCCCAAAAAUUUUUAAAGACAACUUCCUGAAACCUGAUGGCUCCACUUCAAUGGAAAGGAGGGAACAAAAGAAGACAACGAUCACAAUAAAUCCCUCUUUAUUUUUUAAAAAAAGGAUGGGAAGAAUAACAUCAGCAGGUGUAAUACUUUGAAAUGAAUGGAGGAAUGUCCCAGGAAGUGACAUGAACAUCAGAGCAACAAAGAGACAAAUAAAAACAGGUAAUAUACAGAAAUGGUGUGGAGUGAGGGAUGGAAGAGUGCACGAAAACGACUGCAUCAAUCCAAACAUCAGCAAAUAACAACUGGAAUGAGACACAGGUCUUUUGUGUAUAAAAAACUUUGUAUGUUUCCUUGCCACAUUUACUUUGGUUAACAUCACCAUGGCAAACAACAUUCUAAAAACAACUGUGACUGUCUGCAAUGUGAAUAUGCAUUUAUCAUGGCCCGUUGUGUCGUUCACAGGUGUUAACCUCAACAUACAAACUUAGUGUAAAUUAUGGAAAUAAGUGCUGCCUCUGUCAAGGAGCUGUGUAUGUACUGUAAAAUUAAUAAAACACAAAUACCCAGGUGCCCAAAAAUUGUGUACACUAAUGCGAAACAAAACUCAGUAGCCCUUUUUUACAGCAUUUUUUUGUUUUUGAACUUUUGAAGUGAAUUUGCCAGAGCUGACAAUCACAAAUAGAAAAAUAAUUGUGGAUGCAUAAAUUUGACAUAAAAAAAUACAUAAAUAUUAAGAAACGUGAGAGUUUUAGAAUUCUGUUUUUUUUCCAUUGACCACAUCCACUAUGUACUACAGGUGCUGUAACAAUUAAAUAUUCAAAAGUUUAAAUACUAUUUAUUAUUUGUGGGUGACUAUUUUGUGUACAGUAAGAUGCUGCAGCGACAUGUUGUAACAAAUAAAGCCACUUUUCAUAAA